Molecule: messenger RNA, 966 nt
Organism: Lampris incognitus (smalleye Pacific opah)
Lineage: Eukaryota; Metazoa; Chordata; Actinopteri; Lampriformes; Lampridae
Product: homeobox protein orthopedia B-like
Exons: 3
Coding region: 1-966 (321 amino acids)
Biological process (GO): neuron differentiation; regulation of DNA-templated transcription
Molecular function (GO): DNA-binding transcription factor activity, RNA polymerase II-specific; DNA binding
Source: RefSeq, a predicted model, not a curated record
AUGCUUUCCCACGCCGACCUGCUGGACGCUCGGCUCGGGAUGAAAGAUGCCGCGGAGUUACUCGGACACCGAGAGGCCCUCAAGUGCCGGCUGGGAGGCGUCGUGCCGGAUCAGGGCCAUGACAUGGCUCCCGGUCCGGACUCUGUCGAGGGGACCACUCUCCUGCCCGGAGAAGACAUCUCCGCCGUCGGAUCCAACCCCGCGGCCAUGCCGGUGAACGGCAAAGAGCAGGAGAAGCAGCAGCAGCAGCAGCAGCAGCAGCAGCAGCAGCAGCAGCAGCAGCAGCAGCAGCAGAGCUCCGGCCAGUCGGCGAACCAGCAGAAACAGAAGCGGCACAGGACGCGCUUUACGCCGGCGCAGCUCAACGAGCUGGAGCGCAGCUUCGCCAAGACGCACUACCCGGACAUCUUCAUGAGGGAGGAGCUGGCGCUGAGGAUCGGCCUCACCGAGUCCCGCGUGCAGGUCUGGUUCCAGAACAGACGCGCCAAAUGGAAGAAGAGGAAGAAGACGACUAACGUUUUCCGCGCGCCGGGGACGCUGCUGCCCACCCACGGCCUGCCUCAGUUUUCCGCCGCGGCGGCCAUGGAGAACAGCCUGUGCUCCUUCCACGCCAACGACUCCCGCUGGGCGACGGGCAUGCCCGGCGUCUCCCAGCUGCAGCUCCCGCCGGCCUUGGGCCGACAGCCGGCCAUGGCGCAGUCUUUGUCACAGUGUAGCCUGGGACCGGGUCCGCCGCCCAAUUCCAUGGGCCUAUCCAACGGCCUGUCCUCCAACGGCUCUGGUCUGCAGUCCCAUCUCUACCAGACGCCCUUUCCCGGAAUGUCGGCGUCUCUCUCCGGCCCCACAAACGUAUCGGGCUCGCCGCAGCUGUGUAGCUCCCCGGACAGUGACAUGUGGAGAGGGACAAGCAUCGCGUCGCUGCGGCGCAAAGCGCUGGAGCACACAGUGUCCAUGAGUUUCACCUAG